This is a messenger RNA of Staurois parvus, 239 nucleotides long. The record is from the annotation of a GenBank genome assembly. NCBI's taxonomy places the organism in Eukaryota, Metazoa, Chordata, Amphibia, Anura, Ranidae.
UCAUAAAUGGCACCUGCCUUUUCUAGCUGUGUGCGCUCCCUGGGAGCGCACAGCACCACGAUCCGGUGCCCGCUGUGUCCUCUCUGUACGAGGUCCCGAUCAUGUGAUCACUGAUUGGCCAAUCAGUGAUCACUACGUGUGAAAUCUGUGAAUGAUCACAGAGGUCACAUGGUACAAGGCUAUUCACAACAGCCUUGUACCAUGUGACAAGCUGUGACCAAUCACAGCUCACUCAGUAC